Mercenaria mercenaria is the source of this 737-nucleotide messenger RNA. RefSeq names its product perlucin-like. The coding region runs from base 1 to 699 and encodes 232 amino acids. NCBI's taxonomy places the organism in Eukaryota, Metazoa, Mollusca, Bivalvia, Venerida, Veneridae. The transcript has 5 exons. The record is from RefSeq and is a predicted model, not a curated record.
AUGGGUCGUUCAGUUUACAGAAAUGACGUUGCAGAGAAAGAUCUUAAAAUUACUUUACUUGCACUCGAUGACAGCCUCAUGGGAAUCUUACCAGGGCAUAAGGUCAAAGGUAAUGGUAACAGCAUACAUGAGACUCAAAAUUACACAACAAAUUACCUCGGACAGACCAUCAUAGAGGCAUAUGUGUUUUAUAUGCAGCUCUUGUUUAUUUUAUGUUGCAUAGUUUGGUGCCAAGAAAGCAGACGACAGUCGGCGCCAGGAUGCCCAAUUGACUUCAUAAGACACGAUGAUUCCUGCUAUCAAAUUUUCGCCAAUCCCACAUUGAAAUGGUGGGAGGCUAUGGAAUUCUGUCAGAUAUAUGGGAACGGGGAAGGUACGCUUGCUACAGUCGAGUCUGAGUCGGAGCAAUUGUUUCUCGAGAAUGAACUUAAGAAGAAAUUUCCAUCUCCAGUUGGCAAAGACUUUUGGCUGGGUGCUAACGACAUUACACAUGAAGGUACAUGGGUCUGGAUAAGGAAGAACGAAUACGUACAAGAAUAUACCCACUGGGCACCGGGUCAACCUAGCAGUGGUACAAGUGAAAACUGUCUGGCCUUGUAUGAUGGGGUACAGUAUAAAUGGAAUGAUGCACCUUGCGGACUACCAGAGGGAUUCAUAUGCGAGAUUCCGGUUUCUUCCCCGAAUGAGAUUGUUGGAUGAAUGUUACAAGUCUGUGUGAAUAAAGAAAUUCACGUUAA